Messenger RNA from Chilo suppressalis (striped riceborer), 1392 nucleotides. Lineage: Eukaryota; Metazoa; Arthropoda; Insecta; Lepidoptera; Crambidae. The record is from the annotation of a GenBank genome assembly.
AUGUGCCGCUAUAAAGCAGCGGCUUUGCUUAUGAAGAUGGCGAAACUGCUUUGGUGCUGCGUGGUAGCAGCAUUGAUGCUGACAGAUUCUAAUGCCGUGGAUAUAGAAAAAACUGUAAAUCAAGUUCAAAACAUUCUAAAGGCAAACGAAGGAUUACCAAGACUUUCAAGAGAUGAAAUAAUACAGUUAUUAAAUGAUAUAAGGGCUGAAGAUGCAAAAAGUCGGUCAUCUUCUAUUGAAUCUAAGGAAGUGAAAGUUACAACGCCUGGUAUUGAAGAAAAUGAAAUUAAUCCAGUCACACAGCAUCCCGACGUAGGGGAUGAUAUACUGCAAAACAGACAACAAAACAGUGUUUCAGCGUCCACUCUAACAAAUAAAGUUGAAACUGUCACCAAAAAAAGUGAACCAUCUGUUUUAGUAGUUUUACCAUACACACCUCGUGAUGGCUCAUCAUUGCAAGAAUUAUACACAAGACCUCCAAGAGUUGAAGUUUUGCCAGUAUCAAAGGUCACACCUAGUCCUCUUAUCAGCUCACUUGAAAAACUUCAGCAUACCUUGAAUAGACAUACUAAGAAAACUCAAAAACCAAAAGAUAAUUUGCCAGCCGAACUACAAGCAUUCCUUGAGGCUCAUGGACUAAAGGGUAAACCAGGUCAAGAUAAUUUUCUUUUACCACUCGAUGGUUUCAAGCCUCUUCCUCCAGCAAAGGUUGUAGAUGGCACUGUCCAGUUGCCUGAAAAUAUACUUUUAACGUACGAUUUAUUAUCGACUGAUAUUGAUUCCAAAACAGCUGAAACUAAACAUCCCCCAACAAACUUUUUGUAUGAACCAUUACGUCCUGAGUUCCCAUUUGAACUUGACACUUCACAAUCGGAAAAGCAAGAGUCAGUUCUUCCGCUACCCCUUCCAGUAAGGAAAACUAAAUCUACCUCUAAUGUACCGUUGCCUAGUUAUGAGCCAAUUGAUUACGAUUCAGUAAAAGUUAUCCCCUUAAAAAAGGGUAUCAGUCCAAUUGAAGAUAUGAAAUCAAAUUUAAGCAGUGAACAAAAUAAAAGACAAGCUGAUAUGUCUAACAGUACAACUACAACUGAAAAAUCAGAGGGUGAAUCGACUACUCCUGACUCAAAAUCCGCAUCUGUAGAUGUUCCGAUGGUUGAUACUGCUGCUUCUGAUACGGGGGCUUCAAUAGCUGAUUUAGAAGAUUCUUUUGGGGGCGCUGCACCAGAACUGCCAGGCGAUUCUGAAUUGCCACCUCCAAGAAAAAAUGGUUUUUACUGGAUGCUCGAUUGGAAUAGUUUUCUGGAAGUGGGAGACGGUGACACAAAAGUAAAUAUUCAUUUUGAGCCUAAACUGGGCGAUCCGCAAAUGUUUAUCCCAGUAAAUGUACCUUGA